This is a messenger RNA of Hydractinia symbiolongicarpus, 1887 nucleotides long. RefSeq lists its product as uncharacterized. The record is from RefSeq and is a predicted model, not a curated record. NCBI's taxonomy places the organism in Eukaryota, Metazoa, Cnidaria, Hydrozoa, Anthoathecata, Hydractiniidae. The coding region runs from base 1 to 1887 and encodes 628 amino acids. The transcript is spliced from 4 exons.
AUGGGGCCAGUCAAUUGCGCUGUUGUUGAAUGCACUAACAACUCAAGGAUGUUAGAAAAGUGGAAGAAUAGUGAAUGUGAAACUCACCAUGGUGUACUGAAAAAAGAAUGUGGCUGUGAGCAACCCUUCAAAUUAUAUUGCUUUCCUGGGCCUGUCAGAUAUUUGGAAAAAAGACAGAAGUGGUUAAAACAUAUUAAAAGAGUUAACCCAGAUAAAAGUCAGUGGCAGCCAAAAAGCAGUGAUCGCAUUUGUAGUAUUCAUUUUGUUGACAAUGUGCCAAGUGUGGAAAACCCUAAUCCUACACUAAAUAUGGGUUAUGAAAUGCGUCAGAGUACUUCAAGAAGAACACUGUUUAAAAACCCAUUACCGUCAGCAAAAAAGAAAUCCAAGAAAAUUGAUGAUCGAGAAACCCUUGGUGUAACUGAAGCAAAUCCUUUCUUGUCACCGCCACGUUCUCCUGAUCAACAAUUGACUGUUAACAUUUUUACACCACCUACGCAAGAUCAUCAGUACUGCCUGUCCGAAGGCACCAAGCAAUGCCUUGUCUGUAAAGAUAAGAAGAGCUUGAUAUUGUCGUUGACGAGAAAAAUUGGGACAUUAUCACGUGAGAACAAAAGACUGAAAAAAGAAGCCCUAUUGCAAAAAAAUCAAAAUACUCCAUUUAAUUUACAAAAGAUUAAAACUGACACCAAAAUGAACUUUUAUACUGGAAUAAUGACAAUUGCAGCUUUUAAUGCUAUUUUUGCACUUCUGAAGCCUUACAUUUCGUGUAUGGUUUAUUGGAAGGGAUGUUCAAAAGCACGUAAAGCAACACACUCUAAAAUAAAAAGGCGAAAUAAUAACUCCAAUACCACCACGAGAAAGCUUUCUGCAAAAAAUGAGUUUUUAUUGACAUUAAUGAGACUGAGACUUGGUCUGUUAAAUGAGGAUUUAGCAGAUAGGUUUUGCAUCUCCACAACAUUAUAUUCUAACAUUUUUACGUCGUGGGUUAAAUUCCUUAGAAAAACAUUAGCUGAUGUGUUAGUUAAUUGGAUACCAAAGGAAAGCAUUUUGGAACAUAUGCCUGAUAUCUACAAGGAAAAGGGGUACGGAAAUGUAAGGUGCAUAAUUGAUUGUUCUGCGAUAUUCAUUAAACGAUCCAAGUCCUUAAAUGUUCAAGCUGUCACAUGGUCAGACUAUAAACAUCAUAACACUGUAAAGUUUUUAAUUGGUAUUUCUCCUGCUGGUUAUAUAACCUUUUUAUCUGAUUGCUAUGGGGGAAGAGCUUCAGACAAAUUUAUUUGCAAUGACAGUGGCUUUUUUGAAUUAUUAGAAUAUGGAGACAAUAUAAUGGCAGACAGAGGAUUCCAGAUCACAGAGGAACUCCUUUUACGAUACUGCCAUCUAGUUGUACCUCCAGGAGCCAGGUUAAAAUCACAAAUGACAUUUAUGGAAUGCAGCAAAACCAAAUCCGUGGCAAACUUAAGAAUACACGUGGAAAGGUCAAUACGGCGUAUCAAAACUUAUCGUAUCUUGCAGACACCUCUACCAAUCACAAUGCUGCAUCACGUUGAUGAUAUUGUCCGUACAUGUGGUGCAUUUUGUAACUUGAAAUCCAUGUUAAUUCAAAAAGCUAAAAAAAAGGACAGAAAUCCAGGUUCAAGUCCUGGUCAAGGUGAUUUUACGUUAGAAUAUAGCAGCAGAAACUACGAUCAAGGCUUUACGCAAUUUUUUUCGAAAAUAUAUACACAAAAAAUACAAAUACAUCAAAAAUCAAGUACCACAUCUGUUGGGGACUUGUGGCUUAUUGAAAAGGGGCACUUUAUUUCCAGACAGCUAGGCGAACAGCAGCAACAAGUCACCAACCCAUCAGGACUAGCACCAACAAACUUCACGUCCCGUCAAUAA